UAUUCAAUAAGUAGAUGCUGAUUUCCUCUGCUGCUCACAGACAGAAAAUCAGUCUUUGUCCUGGACUCCUCAGCUGCUCACACAGCAAAUGCUUCUCUGGGCUGAAUUGUAGGCCAGGACCAGGAUCAAGAAGGAUACUGCAGCCAUACCUGAGUAACAGUCUGCUCUUUACCACUUUGACAAAUUAGAGGAGGUAACUCUGUAGGUUGGAGCUGUGUGUCAACUGCCCUAGAAGGGCCACAAAUUCACACUUUGAUAUAGCUCAAAACAUCACCAACACCACCAACAAUGGGAAACAGCAAGAGCGGUGCUGUGUCCAAGGAGAUCCUGGAGGACCUAAAACUCAACACCAAGUUCUCAGAGACUGAGAUUGUCCAGUGGUAUGAAAACUUCAAGAAGCAGUGUCCAACAGGGCGCAUCUCAAAAGAGGAGUUUCAGAGCAUCUACAGCAAGUUCUUCCCAGACAGCGAUGCCCAAACAUACUCCCAGCACGUCUUCCGCUCCUUUGACACAAACGACGAUGGCACACUGGACUUCAAGGAGUACAUCGUCGCUCUCCACAUGACGUCAACAGGGAAGACCACCAGGAAACUGGAGUGGGCAUUCUCACUGUUUGAUGUGGACAAGAAUGGAUACAUCACUAAGUCUGAAGUCAAGGAAAUCUGCACGGCAAUUUUCAAGCUGAUUCCUGAAGAUGAACUGGCUGAUCUGCCUCAGGAUGAAAACACAGCUGAGAAGAGGGCAGAUAAACUCUGGAAGUUCUUUGAAAAGGGCGAAAAUGAUCGAGUGGCAGAAGGAGAGUUCAUCCAGGGAGUGUUGGACAAUGAGGAGGCCCUUCGUUUGAUUCAGUAUCAGCCUUCAAAGUAACUCUCCUACAGAUUCAUUGUAUCUCUCUCCAGUCCUGUCUUUUCAGCUUCACCCUUCACUUUACUAAUGCAAUGACACUUCACCAAAUGUGAACAUAUAGCAGGAGUGACGCUAAUUCUAACUAACGCCCCAUCGCUCAGAAUUAAAUAAUGAUAUAGAAUCUCCUCCAGGGCUUUAUAACAUUUGCUACCAAUGUCUGUGUGCUGUCUGCACAGUUUUCUUGAUCAUACAGGACAAAAAAUAAAAGCUGGAAAGCAGAUGUUGCCCCUAGGUUACCUGUGAUUACAGUUACCAUAGCAACCAUAUCCAAAUCUGAAAUUUUCACAGGAAAUCCUAGUUGACUACUUUCAACUACGAUGGAUGAAGCACAUAUUUCUAUAUGAUGACGUAAUUUGCUUUAGUUCAAGUAUCAUUACCAAAAAUAUGUUUUUCUCUACUGUGCCAGCAAUGCUUGUCUCUGUAAGUGCAGGAAGGUAACCGUACCUGGGCCCUUGUCACGGUCUAAUUUUGUGUCUUUUACAGUGUUUAAUUCAUCCAUGUGGUACAAUCCUACAUGCUGUAGAUAUAUUUGAGAAUAGGUUUGUUCAUAUACAACAACAUGUAAAACUAGGUGUUUGUCCUGGAUUUCCCCGUACAAUAAAGUCAAUAAAUCAAAACCGUGAAAUUGUAAUAGAA
Molecule: messenger RNA, 1542 nt
Organism: Dicentrarchus labrax (European seabass)
Lineage: Eukaryota; Metazoa; Chordata; Actinopteri; Moronidae
Product: recoverin-like
Exons: 4
Coding region: 289-867 (192 amino acids)
Molecular function (GO): calcium ion binding
Source: RefSeq, a predicted model, not a curated record